Molecule: messenger RNA, 1939 nt
Organism: Cydia amplana
Lineage: Eukaryota; Metazoa; Arthropoda; Insecta; Lepidoptera; Tortricidae
Gene: Cap-d3
Product: glycosyltransferase 25 family member
Exons: 10
Coding region: 89-1849 (586 amino acids)
Molecular function (GO): procollagen galactosyltransferase activity
Source: RefSeq, a predicted model, not a curated record
CACGUGAGCCGGGAACAUAAAUCAUAAUCAGUCUAUUGUGUGUCAAAGAAAAAUCUUGUGAGCCAAUGUUCUGUGCUCCAGAGAGAUAAUGCGGCUUGCAAUACAAUUUUUGUCAAUACUUUUCAUAUUCCGCUUGUCUUACACGAGCUGCAACGAUGUUUCUAGCGAAAAAUGGCCAACAGUGGGCAUAUCUGUGCUGGUUCGCAAUAAAGAGCACACAUUGCCCUAUUUCCUGAGUUGUCUGACGGAAAUGGACUAUCCAAAAGACAGGCUGUACAUUUGGAUAUACAGUGAUUUCAAUGAAGAUGGCAGCAUAGAUAUUCUGGAAGAAUGGGCAGCCAGACACAAGUCUGACUACAAUGAUAUAAUAAUAACAGCUAAUAAAACUAGUGGGCCUCGUCAUGAAGAUGAGAAGAUCGCUGUGCAUUGGAGCCCUAAGCAUUUCAAGCAUGUUAUACGGCUAAGAGAAGAAGCAUUGAGUUAUGCUAGAAAGAAAUGGGCGGACUUUUUAUUUAUGCUAGAUGCUGAUGUGUUUCUCACUGAAAAGCGGACUCUCAAAAGUCUAGUCAGGAAAGAUGUGCCAGUGGUGGCGCCCAUGCUCGUCUCUGACGGGCUCUACUCUAAUUUUUGGUGUGGAAUGAACGAGAACUAUUAUUACGAAAGAACCGACGAUUACAAGCCGAUCUUAACAAGAACCGAGGUUGGAUGCUUCAGUGUCCCCAUGGUGCAUUCCGCGGUGCUCAUGUCACUCAGGCGUGAGGCGUCUGACGUCAUCACCUAUGACAAUACGAGGAUAAAGGGCUACAAAGGACCCGAAGAUGAUAUCAUAGCGUUUGCUGUCAACGCGAAAUAUCAUGGCAUCAACCUAACCGUCUGCAACGACCUCCUGUACGGUUUUGUUCCCGUGCCCCUAGAAGAUGGCGACGACCUAACCCAAGACCAGGAACAGUUGCUCAACGUCAAACUAGAGGCUAUCAGCCGAGGCUCCCCCAUUCCCCUAAUAGAUGCCUUCAAGUCUUUGAUAAAGUACCCGAAACGGUGGAGGUUUGGCUGCGAUGAGAUAUACAUGAUCAACCUGGAGAGACGGACGGAGAGGCGGAUGCUGAUGGAAAUGAGCUUUAGAGAGCUCGGUAUGGAGGUUACGACGGUGAAGGCGGUUGAUGGGAGAAAUCUGGAUUUAAAUGACUUGAGAGAAUAUUCUGCCACAAUAAUGCCUAACUACAUGGAUCCGUAUCACAAAAGACCAAUGAAGGCGGGCGAGGUCGGAUGUUUCCUGAGCCACUACUAUGUCUGGGAAAAGGUAGCGAAGCAACGCCACGGCACCGCGCUAGUAUUGGAGGACGACAUCCACUUCGCGCCAUACUUCCGGUACCGCUUCCAACAGCUACUGAGGGAACUCACACAUUUGGACUGGGACCUAGUAUACAUAGGUCGCAAAAUCCUUCAAAGCGACGAUGAAGAAUAUGCCACGGAGCACACAGUCCGUCCCCUCUACUCGUACUGGACGCUCGGCUACCUCCUGAGCGCGCGAGGGGCUUCCAAACUACUGGCAGCCAAGCCGCUCGAGACCAUGCUGCCCGUCGACGAGUUCCUGCCUAUCAUGUUUGACCAGCACCCCAAUGACACAUGGAAAUCAUACUUCCCCAACCGCAACCUGUUGGCGUUCUCUUCGGCGCCUCUCCUGAUACACCCGACACACUACACCGGCGACGCGGGCUACGUCAGCGAUACCGAGGACUCCACCGUGUUAGGUGACCACGGUGACCGCGGUGACCACGGUGACCUCGGUGACCGCGGUGACCGCGGUGACCGCGGGGCCCCGCCUGACCACGUCAAGAACGAGCUAUGACCGCUGCCCUCUUUCAAAACCAAGAUUCCUAACCGAUCGGCUAAUGUAGCCGUGAAAAGGCGACGGAGGCGAACGCUAUGGAAGUAAGGU